AUGUUUGUCAAGGCUACCACCUUCGCCGCCCUCAUGGCCACCGCUCUCGCUCAGACCUUCAGCGUCAGCACCCCCGCCUCGCUCAUCACUUGCCAGCCCUCGCUCAUCUCGUGGACCGGUGGUACCGCCCCCUUCAUCCUCUCGGUCAUCCCCGGCGGUGAUGUCUCGGCCGCUGCUCUCGAGUACCUCGAGUCGUCGACCACCUCGUCGUCGUACACCUGGACCGUCAACCUCGUCGGCGGCACCUACAUCACCUUCAAGGUCACCGACGCGACCGGUGCCAACGUUUACUCGGCCCCCCUCACCAUCCAGGCCGGCUCGUCGACCUCGUGCAUGACCACCACCGGUGGCUCGUCCUCGACUGAGGCUGGUUCGUCGGGCACCGCCGCCGCUACCGACGCCUCGACCACCGAGUCUGCCUCCACCGCCUCCACCGAGGUCGCUUCCUCCACUGAGGUCGCCAACACCACCACUGUUGCCACCACCUCGGCCACCACCUCGGCCGCUGCCACCACCACGACCAGCCAGGCUGUUACCACCGCCACCUCGUCCACCGUCAAGGCCUCGAGCGCCACCGUUGUCUCGUCCAAGGCCAGCACCUCGGCCGCUGCCUCGACCACCUCGGCCGCUGGUGCCAUGCAGACCGGCAUCUCGGGUGUCGUUGCCGCCGGUGCCAUCAUGGCCCUCAUCCUCUAA
Molecule: messenger RNA, 696 nt
Organism: Apiotrichum porosum
Lineage: Eukaryota; Fungi; Basidiomycota; Tremellomycetes; Trichosporonales; Trichosporonaceae
Exons: 7
Coding region: 1-696 (231 amino acids)
Source: RefSeq, a predicted model, not a curated record